Molecule: messenger RNA, 16885 nt
Organism: Pelobates fuscus (common spadefoot toad)
Lineage: Eukaryota; Metazoa; Chordata; Amphibia; Anura; Pelobatidae
Product: dynein axonemal heavy chain 5-like
Exons: 106
Coding region: 1-16869 (5622 amino acids)
Biological process (GO): microtubule-based movement
Cellular component (GO): dynein complex
Molecular function (GO): dynein light intermediate chain binding; ATP binding; minus-end-directed microtubule motor activity
Source: RefSeq, a predicted model, not a curated record
AUGACCCACUCGGACCACGCCCCGGUCACAGUCUGCACGAGCUCCCCACUUUACAAACCAAAGGACAGGCAAUGGAAACUGAACGCAUCCCUACUGACUGACCCAGUCACCCGCGCAUCCACACAUCAGACGCUCACACAAUACUUCGACACUAACGAAAACCCGGACACCCCACCCCUGACGGUCUGGGAGGCACACAAAUGUGUUGUGAGGGGCCACUACAUCGCCAUUUGCACCCAGCGUAAGAGAGAUAGACUCAAGCACUUCACCAAUCUCACCUCCAGGGUUACUGACUUGGAGAACAAGCACAAACAGACCUUGGAUGACGACACCUACCUACAACUGACUGAAGCUAGGAGGGAACUUAGGGAUCACCUUUCACAGGGACUGCUGCACACCCUGUCGAAGUCGGCCAGAUACUUUUAUGAACACUCUAAUAAGAGUGGUCGACUUUUAGCACGGAUGCUCCAGACAAAAAGACGGACACAACACAUUCAUAAAAUAAACACACCCGGCCAACGUAGCACGCGACUCCCAGGAGGCAUUCUUGAAGCCUUUCAGACCUACUACGCUGACUUAUACAACCAGACACAGACCGCUCACGGACAAACAUCCCAGACACACCGACGUCAAAUCACCGAUUACCUCUCCCAGCACAUAGCCAAAACGCUCACCCAGGAACAAUCGGAGGACCUAGAACUACCCCUGACACUUGACGAACUUAAAGGCGCUCUAAAGUGCAUGAAGCCUCACAAGGCACCGGGCCCGGACGGAUUGCCGGUCUCAUACCUUCGUACUUUUAGUGACACACUCUUGCCUAAACUUCUAUCAGGUCUGAACUCGAUUCGCGAAGGAGGGCAGUUCCCGACAGACACACUAGCCGCCACCAUCACAAUAAUCCCCAAGGAAGGUAAAGACCCGUCUAAUUGCUCGAGUUACCGUCCGAUCUCGCUCCUAAACUCGGACCUUAAGCUCUUUGCUAAAGCGCUAGCAUUGCGGAUCUCCCCGCUCCUCCCGGAUCUGAUUCACCCAGACCAGGUCGGGUUUAUCCCGGGUAGGGAAGCCCGUGAUGACACGAUCCGGGCCCUUAACGUCAUCCAUAUCGCUAAAACCAAGAAACGCGAGGUUGUCCUGUUAUCGACGGAUGCCGAAAAGGCGUUCGACCGGGUAGAUUGGUCAUACCUCGCGUCCACUCUCCACCACUUCAGAUUUGGCCCACAGCUGCGCAACUGGGUGGCGGCUUUGUACACGACUCCGACAGCACGCAUCCGCGUCAAUGGUGCACUGACGAAACCUUUCCCCAUCAGCAAUGGCACGCGGCAAGCUGAUGGAAUUCAAGCACUGUUUUUAUUUGUGGAAAUUAAGGAAAAAACUAACCCAAAGUGGAAACUGCAUCUCAAGUCAGACCUACAGAGUUUGGACAAUGAGUUGGGCAAAAUACGUUUCCCUUCUCUCCUUUACUUCCUACGUUCACAGACAACCCAUGAUGUGGAUGCUUCUACAAUGGAGAGGGAAAUCUUUUGUGGUGAAAUAAAGGAGAACCCAGUGCAGUGUCUGAAAUCUAUACUAAAUGAACUCUGUAUCCCAAUUCUUCGAGCUCAGAAAGACUGGGGUUCUUGCAGCCAGGAGAGUGUUACUAAUUUCCUAGCUGGCCUGGAUAAAUAUGCUGCAGCUAUUGAAGAUGCUACACACAUUGCCAAUUCUGAAAAGCAACCUACAACAAUUUUGAGAAGGCCACUAAAUAUUUUAAGCUCUGACUUCAUACAACAAAGAUCUGCAAUUGUGGAUUCAGAGGUCGUUGAAGAAUAUGAAACAUUGGUUUCUGAGUGGAUGAAAAGGAUUGAUCAGAUUUUGAUGGAGGCUGUGGAUGAAAGAGUUCAAGAUAUCACAUCAACUCCUCUGACAGAGCUGGAACGAUGGAAUAAGAGACAGAAAAUGUUGGUGUUUCUUAUAGAACAACUGCGUGGCAAAGAAUGUAAAGCUGUUGUUGGCUUGUUGAUUUCUGCUAAAUCCCGUCUGCUGAAAAAAUGGAAGGCUGUGGAUAUCAGCAUUACAGAUGCAGCAAAUGUUGCCAAAGAUCGAAUUAAGUACUUGGAAGCACUAUGUCGCCAUUUGGAUAGCCUAGCUACUGAACAUGACCCAGUCACUCUAACCAACAGUGUUCUCCCAGCCUUCUUCAACGGCAUACGGCAAAUGGAAACCAUGUCUCGUUUCUUCUCUAGGAAUGGAUAUCUGGGCCUGCUGCUCACAAAGGUGUCAAAUCAGUUGGCGCAAAACUGCCAAGCAUUUUUGCGAGAAAGCCUUGUGUUCAGAGAUUCAGAAGAUAGACUCUGGGACAUGGUAAGAGAACACAUGUUGACACGUGAAAGUGAGCCCACGUCAUUGACUGAUGUUUAUGCACCACAGAAGAGCAUUAAAAAAGAGAAACAUAAGGUGGAGACAUCAAAAAGCAACAGUACUUUGCAUAAAAAGAUCCGUGCUUGCGUGGCAUUGCAUACUUAUUUUCAGGAUGCUUUGUGUUACUUACGUGAAUGGUUAUGGGGAACACAUGGAAUGCAUCAAUAUUCUGCUUCAAGUUCCAUAUCCAGCAUACCUGGAAGAUUAUCUUCUACACACAUGGUGAAAACUAGCAAGACUGGCGCCAGGAAGCUGCAAUCAGUAGCAUCUAGUUAUGAUCAACAACAUGAUUACCAAAACACAGGUGUGGCUAUAACUGAUGAUGACACCAUAUUGUACCAUUUGGAAGUGCUUUGUGCAAAACUGAAACAAAUAGAUGACAUCAUGGAGAAGCUCCUAGAGUUCAAAAUAUUGUCAGAGCAGGCAAUAGGCAUGAGAAAGCCUGCCAGAGAAGAUCUCAUUCAAGAUGAUGAUAGUGAAUCAGGAAGUGUAUGUGACAUCAUUGACCAAGGAGAUGCCAAAGAAUCAGCAUAUUUAGAUGCCUACAGUGAUCCAACCCAACUCCAACCACAAACAGGAAGACAAAAUUCAGUUUCCCCAUUAAAACUGCAUACCCUGGUUGAAGAAGAUGAGGCACAGAUCUCUGUGGGAGAUUCAUUGGAAUCCCUAGAAUUGCCAGGGAAAUCUAAGAAUGUUAUGAACUCAAAUGAUGAACCAUCCAAUUUUGAAAGUGAGGAGCAAGUACUGGACAGAGAAGAAGACAAUGAAUUAUUACUUUCAAAUGAGGAAAAGCAUAUGCUUGCUAACCUUUACAGUGCGGAUGACAUGGAAGAUGAGGAAACAAGCUUGUCAUCCAUUCUGAUGAAGAAACUAGAGCAGAUAAUUGAUAUGCUGAGACAGUAUCUCUACACUGAUACAAUGCUGGAUACAGAGAGAAGGGAUAGCAACCCCUGUGAAGAAGGAUACACUGAAUUUUUAGUGAUGAACCAGCAGACAGAGAGAUAUAUAUCUGUGUACAUACAGGCUUUAUUUCUCCGGAAAAUGCCUACAAAAGAAGCCCUCUCCAUUCUUCAAAGGUUCUCUGUUGUGAACCAUCGUCAAGGAAUAAAACACAUUCUGAAUGAGUGUUACUUACUAGUAUUUGACUGGUUCUAUGAGGAACUAAAGAAUAUUAGACACAUUUAUGAAACAUUUAAGGAAGAUCCAGUGCUCCCCAGAAAUAUGCCCCCUGCAGUGGGGGCAAUAAUGUGGUCAAGAAAAUUAUUGUCAAAUAUUGAAAGCACAAUGAAGGUUUUCAGAAGUGUACGAAUUAUUACAAUGUGCCUGACAUACUCCCAAACUGUAAAACUGUACAAUCGGUUAGCCACUGCCUUACUGAAGUAUGAAGAAUUGUGGUAUCAGAAGUGGAGGACACAGGUUGACAAAAGUCUGAGUGGUCUUAAUUACACAUUACUUGUUCAAGAUCCAGUUACAAAACAAUUUAAAGUCAACACUGACUGGAGAAUAAUCCACCUGAUGGAAGAGACUAAGUGGAUGUUGAGGCUUGGGAUCAAUGUUCCAGAAGCUGCUCUUGUUGCACUUAAUCAGGCUGACAAAUUCAAGAUGUAUAAGAGUGAAUUGCAAGACAUGGUUGAAGAAUAUAGAAAACUUAAAAAGAAGAUCCCACAAAGCUUUUCUGCAUUAUUUGCUCCACAUCUAGAGAGAGUAAACCACCACUUUCAACCAGGAUUAUUUACCUUAUCGUGGAGCAGUGUCAACAUAGAAGGACUUCUUCAUCAGGCCAAUACAGCUGUCAAAAAAUUGGAAGACAUUUUUAACAAAGUCUCAGACAUAAAGAGGAAUGUGAUUGAGAAAAGCCUUGAAGAGAUUUGUUAUUAUGAUUUAUAUCCUGUGGAUGAAAUAACUAAUGGACCAAAGAGUCCUGAGGAUUUUUUACAGUUGAUCAAAAGUUCUGUACUGGAGAGAAAACGUGUUUUAGAAGGGAUGGCAUCUACAAUUAAAAGUGCAUUUUCUGAUAUCAUUGGAAUGUUAAAGAGCUUUCCGGAUACCACAGAAGAAAAUCAUGAAACAGCUUCAAAUUUGAAGAAUAUCAAACUAACUUCAAAUUCUUGGAUCCAAAAAUCAUCACGUAAAUUACAGCCAGUAUCUGUAUCCUCUGAAACUGCCAGUAAUUGUUUCUCUGAAGAGAUCAUUAAUCAAGUGUUUGAAUCCCUAAGUGAUGACCUCUACAAGGCUGUAUAUACCUGUGUAUGUCGGUCACUUAUCACCUUGGCUCAGCUUACAGGAUGUGACAUGGAAAACUUGGCUAGUGAAUUAUCAGUAAUAUUUAUGCAAAACAAUAAAGAUACUAAAGAUGAAUCAGUUGAGUCUGAAUUUAUACGCAGAAGCCCUUUAGAGUCUAUAAAAAAGCUGGUAACAACAUCUUACACUGGGGCACAGAGAUUAAGGUUUAAGCUCAUGUUGUCAUUUAAGAUUCCAAAUAUAACAAUUGACCCACCUGCAGAGGUGACAGAAGAAGCUUUCCGUCAAGCUGUGAUUUCCAUUCUAAGCAUUAGUGACUCCUUCACUUGGUGGGCAGGAGUGAAAAAUGGGCAGUCCUUCAAUGUGUUGAUGACUGAGGAUGAGCCUUUAAGACAUGUUGUAAACCAUAUUUUAAAUGCGGUUAAUGAUUUGAAGCCUGUUGUUAAGAAGCAAGUGUUCAGUUUGAGUUCUUAUGACUUUUUGUGGUCAGAUGACAUGUACAGACAGAGUGAAGAGUUUUUAGCUGGUAAUCCUGGAAUUACUACUAUUCAAAAGGAAGUACAGCGGUUUGUAGAUCUUGAACAUAAAAUCAAAGAGUGUCCUGAGGUGAUGCAGUUAGGUUGUAUCUGUUUGGAUUACUCACUUAUAAAGGAUACAUUAAGAGGGUUUGCAGGAAGUUGGAAAUCUCACUACGCAAACAUUUUACAUCAGCAAUUUAAGCAAACUCUUCUCAGUGUAGUUCAAUAUCGAGAGAAUGUGUGGCAGCAACUUACCACUCCUGUCCAGAGCUUGGAGCAGUUACAUUCCUGUAUAACACUUCUAGAGGAGAUACAGGACAUGGAAAAUAAAAUUGAUGAUGUUUAUCGACCAAUAGAAAUGAUGUAUGAGCAACUUAGGUCCUAUCAGUUACGCAUCCCAAGAGAAGAGGUAACAGAGGUUGACAAUCUAAGAUAUAAAUGGACCGAGUUACUGAACCUUACAUAUGUUGUUAAAGAAACCUUGUUAACGAAGAAGGAGGAUAUCUUUAAGCAAGAGCUUGACAAACAAGUAAAAAGUUUUGUAGUAGAGGUGAUCCAGUUUCGAAACAGUUUUGAUACACAAGGCCCUGCCGCUCCUGGUGUGAAACCUGAGGAAGCUGUCACUCGGCUGCAUGACUUCAAGCAAAAAUACCAAGUUUUUGAUGCAAAGAGAAGGACCCUGAAUUCCGUGCAACGACUUUUCAAUAUUGUUCCAAAGGCAUUUCCAGAACUAGACAGAACAGGAAAGGAUUUGCAACUUUUAGGAACACUUUAUAUCCUGUUCCAGAAGUUCAUUGACUUUGACCUCAUAUUCCGGAAUACUCUGUGGGCUGAAGUAGAUCUAUCAAAAAGUAACAAAGAGAUUGAACAGUACUGGUCUGAAUGCCUAAUCUGGAAUGACAAGCUGAAGGACUGGGAUGCGUACAAUGAGAUGGCACGAGAGGUCAAGUUUUAUGUUGACAUCUUUCCAUUGCUACACGAGCUGAAAUCUAAGGAAAUUCGGAACCGCCACUGGCUUCAAGUUAUGUCUGUCACAGGAAGUUCUUUCCCAUUAGAAGCCAAUGUCUUGAAAGUCUCUCACAUCCUGGACAUUGAAUUAUUAAAGUUCCAAGUUGAGCUAAUGUCAAUAGCUAAAGUUGCCAAAAAAGAAAUGGAUUUUGAGAUCCAAAUGAGAAAAGUUGAAGAAGAAUGGAGUGAGCAGGUUCUCAGCUUUACGCCAUACAAAAAUAGGGGCUUAGUACUCCUAGUGAAAGAGGAUGCUCUGAAGUUGCUCGAAGAGUUAGAAAAUGCUCAAAUCCUAUUGGCACAGAUGUUGACAUCCAAAGAAAUUGACCCUCUGAGAGAAGAAGCAACAACCUGGGCAGAAAAACUGAAGCGUGUCAGUGAAGUUUUGGAGUUGUGGGUAGAAGUGCAGGACCUGUGGCAAAACCUAGAAGAAGCCUUCAGUAACGUCAUCAUUAACAAGGAACUGCCUCAAGAGGCUAGAAGAUUUGCAAAAGUUAACAGAAGUUGGACAAUGAUGAUGCGUGCAACCUACAAGACAAAAAAUGUUUUACAGUGCUGCUGUAUGGGAGAUGUUGCCAAGGAGGUCCUCCUGAGACAUUUCUACCAGGAGAUGGAAAUCUGCUUUAGUUCGCUCAGUUCUUACCUUGGCAGAGCACGGCAAGCUUUCUCACGUUUCUAUUUCCUGUGCGAUUUGGAUCUUCUGUCUGUGCUCAGCCGCCCUCAUGAUAUUAAAUAUCUCCAGAAUCAUUUCAGGUCACUUUUUGGUGGUGUUUUAUCUAUUGAUGUUGAGGUUCUAGAAGAAGACCAAAGCGCAAGCACUGAAGAUGAAUUUGUUGAAUUGUCUCUUCCAAACCUUGAUUUCCUAAGCGUUAGAUCUGGUAAUGAAGGCUGGCUUUCUGUUGGACAGAGAAGCACAACAUACGGCACUGACACAGAAAGCUUAUUCCAAAGAUCUCUGAAAUCUGCAGGUGUAUCACAUGAAAGGAAGCAUUCUAUUACAUACAGAGAGCCAGUAAAGAGGAUGAAUGCUGUAGCGGUCAGAGCCCAUGCAAGUGAAAUGUUACAAUUAGAAGAACAGGUUGCCAUUGCUUCUGGUCUAGGAGUUUGGCUCAGCCAGCUUCAGGAAACUAUAUGUAGAUCAUUAAACACAAAAAUCUAUCAACUUAUUGAAGACAUUAUUCAUGGAAUGGCUAUGGAUGAAUGGAUACAGAAGAACCCAUCUCAGGUGGUGAUGCUUGGUUUAUAUUACCUGUGGACAAAAGACUGUGAAAGUUGUAUUGCUGAGAUGAAACAGGAUCGCAAGGCUCAGUCCCGUGUUCUCAAAAAAUAUUCGGGACUAAUAAGCAAAUUGUCCUCAGUCAUUUCCAAGGGAUACUGGAAAAACACAGAAGAGCCCAUCCCACAAUGCCAGAAAAUAAAGCUGGAAAAUCUGAUAAUGCAAUCCCUUCAUCUACGUGAUGUCAUGGAGACCUUAUUAUCACAAAAAAACAUUGAUACAUCUGAUUUCGAUUGGCAAAAACUCACACGAUUUUAUCUGAAGGAAUAUGAUGGUAUACAGAAACAUGAGAUAAAUAUCCUUGAUGCCCGGUAUACCUAUGGUUGUGAGUUCUAUGGAGCACAGAUCCCUAUUAUCAUGAAUCCUGUAACUGAAAAAUGUUUCCUUAAAAUAUCACAGAUGCUUCAGCAAGUAAGUGGCGUGGUCUUAGAAGGAGAACAUGGAGUUGGCAAAUCAGAGACAAUAAAGGGCCUCGCCUAUUUAUUGGGAAAGUUCCUCUUCUUCUUCACAUGCUCAGCAACAACGGAGGCAUCUGCUAUUAGAAGAGUGCUAACUGGAACUGCUGCUGACGGAUGUUGGAGCUGCUUUGAUGAUUUUGAUCUCCUGUCUAAGAAUACUGUGUCUGUUUUCAUGCACGGUGCCAGUGAACUCUACGACUCUUUGAAAGCUACGCUCAAUAAGAAUGGUUUACAAGAUGAAUAUAAGAUUGUGCCGAACCCAAACUGCAGCUUGUUUCUUACCGUAUCAGGGAGCUCUGGGUGUCAGGAUCUAUCAAGUCACAUGCAGGCUGUCUUCAGAGCAGUCUCACUGGUUGUGCCCAAUCACACUGUCCUUUUAAAGGCCAGACUCACAAGCCUUGGCUUCAAGAACACCAAAGCCCUUGCCACUAGACUCCAACUCAUUUCAGAACUGUUAAAGGAACAGCUUCCUGAGGAAUAUCACCACCAUUUUAGCUUCAAGUCUAUGACUGAAGUUAUAUACAGAGCGUGCCAAAGGCGUGAGCUGGAGAAGAUAACGAAUGGCCAGUCCAGCCGUUGGGAUUUUGAAGGAGGAAGGCUGUCUCGUUCUAGUAGUGUUGCAUCUUACCAGCAUUUCACAAAUGUAUCAAGCCCAGCACCCAGUUUAAAAACUGGUAACAGUACUGACAGAAACAGGAAGUCCAACUCUUCUAACCCAGCUCUAGUGGCUGCAAAGGAAAGCCAUGCAUUGAUAGCUGAUGCACUGCAAGAUGUAAUAGGACCUCGAAUGGCUGACCAUAGUUCUUUGGUGUUCAAGCACAUUAUUGGAGAUGUGUUUAUGGGAAUGCACGACACAUCAGGAGUGCUACAAAUAUCACACAAGGAAUUAGAAAGAGCCAUUUUGUUGAAAGCAGAACAAAGCAAAUUAUUUCCUCACUCUCCAUGGCUGAAUAAAGUCAAACAACUUUUCAACCUAUCACUAGUAAACACUGGUAUUAUUGUAGCAGGGAAUCCAGCCUCUGGGAAAAGCUCAUGCAUCAGGGCCCUUGUGCAGGCUUUGAAUCAUGUCCAAGUCUCAACAGAGGAGUCUGUUCACAAGCUGGUGAAAAUUAACCCUCUAAGCGUGGAUAGUGAUACCUUGAUGUUUGGUGUCCAGAAACCAUCACAUGUUUGGCAGGAUGGAGUUGUUACCUAUGCAUGGAAGAAGGCAAUCCGGAAUCACAGCAAUACAUGGAUCUGGUUUGAUGGACAUUUGGGCUCCAGUUGGGCUGAUAAUUUUAACAGUGUUUUAGGACAAGAGAAGGUACUACAGUUAAGCAACGGAGACCGCCUGGACGUUUCCGAAAACCUGAAAAUUGUCUUUGAAACAACUGAUUUGGAACUUGCAUCACCCGCAACACUGACAAAAGCUGGAAUAUUGUAUAUGGAAAGUGAUGUACUUGGCUGGGGACCCAUUUCUAAAAUUUGGCUGGAAGGAAGGAACCAACAAGAAAAAGCUGUUCUUUCAAAAGCCUUCUACAAGACGUUGGAUCCAAUCUUCAAUCUUAUUCUACAUGAAACCAAACCACUGGUCCCAGUCACGGAAGUUGGGUUAUUCUGCACUUGCACAAACCUUUUGACAGUCAUGUUGAAUGAAAAAGCUCAGAGCAUUGGAGGACAGCUUCACAUUGAAAGACUCUUCAUAUUUUGCCUUAUCUGGUCGGUAGGCGCACUCAUUGAAACUACAGAAAGAAAGAAGUUUAGUGAGCUGCUGAAAGUCUAUACAUCUGUUUUACCAGAUGAUGAUCAAGGGAUUUCUGUUUUUGACUACUACCUUGAUGAGUCUGGAGAGUGGGACACUUGGCAGUCACGAUUGCCAGAAAUGACUUACAUUGGCAGUACAGAUAUUAUGGGAGAGGUGUUUAUUGAGACAGAAGACACGAUGAUAGUUCGCACUUUCUUAGAAUAUGCCAGUAUUGGAUGUCAGCAUGUUCUACUAACUGGUCCCCCAGGGUGUGGGAAGACUGCAUUAAUGAAUGAUUUUAUCUCAACACAAGACAGAGCACGCUCAUUACUGAAAAGAAUGGUGUUUUCAGGAUCUUCGAAAGCAGAAGAAGUCCAAGAACUAUUAGAGCAAAAUAUAGUCCACAGACAAGGUUUCAUCUAUGGUGCAAAAGAUGGAAAAACACUUAAUUUAUUUAUUGAUGACCUGAACCUUCCUACACCGGAUAAGAAUGGGGUGCAGCGCUGUAAUGAGCUGCUAAGAAUGCUUCUGGAUGAAAAGGUUCUUGUGACACUGAAUAAACCUUUCGAAUGGCGAUCACUGGAGGGACUCCUAAUAAAGGCAAUAAUGAGCUUUCCAAAGUAUACCAACAAAGCAGAGAGGACAUUUUCCCAGAGGCUCCUGCGGCAUUUUGCCAUAUUCCCUCUUCCAGAUUUAGAAGGCUCGAAGCUCCAGAAAGUGAUUUUUUCUGUUCUGGAAGCAAACAUGGGUGAGAAAGAUGGACUUCCCUUACAAGAAGAGUUGCAUUUGUCUCUAGCCAUGGCUUCAUGUCGCCUUUUAGAAUCAAUUAAGAAAAUAUUGGUUCCAUCUUCAACAGCAGGACGGCAGCACUAUCUGUUUUCUCUGAGAGACAUCAGCAAGAUAUUCCAGUCUCUCCGCAAGAUGUCUAACGAAGAUCGAGAAGACCGCAGUACUGUUUUUGCAUACUGGCUGCAUGAAAUCAAUUGCAUUAUUAAGAAUAAGAUCUGCCGCCGCACUGACCUGAACUGGUUUAACUCUGCAUUAAAAGAUACAACAAAAGAGUAUUUUUCAGAUAUUGCAGAACCUUCACAUCAAAAAAUAUUUAUCACCUUUCCUUUGGAAAUGAAGUUUUCUCAUCAAACCAUUACAGAGAAGAGAGCUGUCAAGGUACAGCUGCAGUCAAUCAGUCACCUGAAUGAUGUGAGAAGCUACCUGCAAACCGUACUGCAGCAUUACAAUGAAGAACUUGGACACCAGAAACUUAACAUUGCGUUGUCAGAGAAUGUUGUGAUGGAGAUAAUACGCAUACAUAGAGUAUUAUCCAGUGAGCAUGGGGGCAAUGUUCUGUUGGUUGGAUCAGUGGGCUCUCAGCUAUCUACCCUGGUGAAGCUUGCUCUCUAUGUGGCUGACGUACCCCUUCAUCCUUUGGACACAUCCGGGCACAACUAUUUUAUCAACAGUUUAAAGACAGCCAUUCAGAUCUCUGCUGUAGAAGGAAAACCAAAGGCCAUCUUGCUAACCGCUAAAGAACUGGUCAAUGACAGCUAUCUGGAUAUCAUUAACAGUCUACUGAUAUGUGGGGAGUAUGACUCAUUGUUUUCAUCUGAAGAAAUGAAUGACCUUUUACAGGUUCUGGGGCCAGCUCUCAGACGAAAACACCCACAUCUUGGUUAUGACCCAGCAAGGUACCUUGUUUCUCAGGUGAAGUCUCUUCUUCGGAUAAUGGUUUGUCUUCCACCAAACCACAUACUUAUGAAGACUGCGUCAAGGAAAUAUCCAGGAUUUUUAAAUGGUUGCCAACUAAUAUGGAUUGAUAGCUGGUCACAAGAUGCUAUUAACUCAGAAGCCAAACACUAUAUAAUGCAGCACCAAGUUAUGGAGACCCAUACAGAGGAGACACGUGAAAAGGUAGCUGUAGCCAUUUCAUUGAUCCAUAAAUUCAUGCUGAAAGAAAAUAAUCAGGCACUGUGGGCUGAAGACGCUACUCAACACAUAUCUGGUGACAAUGCAAAAGAAUUAAAGAGAGAAGAGGACAAAAUGGGAGACAAAAGACUUGCUCGUUUCCCAUACUGCAAAGAUAUUGUUCAGGAAAGAAUUGAGCUCUUAGCUACAAAGGAAAUGGUUGCUAAACAUGAUACUGGCUUUAUUGGACCAAACACAUUACAGAUAUUCUUGGAUAACUUUAAACAUAUCUUCAGGGAGAAAGUGACCAAGCAGGAAAAUACCACUCAUCAAAUACAGGGUGCAAUUGAAACACUUUUAAACACCAGAAGUGAUGCAAAAAAAACUCAAGAGCACAUUGCUGAGCUGGAGAAAGAAUAUUCAAAGGCACAAGCCACAGCAGCAGAUAUUUUAAAUAAACUCAUUACCAAAACGUCAAUAUUGGAGAGACUGAAGGCUGACCUAGGUGUUGGAGACAAAACUCUUGAGAUAUUCCUCUCCCAAAAUGAUAAUGAGCUUCAAAACCUUGAAGAAGAUGAAAAUUUGCUAAUAGAUGAUAGUUCUGAUGAAUAUGAUGAUGCAUUUAACUGCAUGAAGGAAGCCAGCAAAAAAUCCCACCUACAGGAAAUCAUGCAGAAGAUCGAGAAAGCAGCUAGUGAGUUGGAAGAUGUUCGAAGCAGCCUCAAACAUGCAAAGAACCAGGUUAUCCAUUGGUGCAGUAAAGUGGACAAGUCAUGUAUCGAGAGACUUGUAAGAGGCCAAAAUCCGCCCUACCUUGUUGCCCAGAUUUUAGAGAUGGCGCUAGUUAUGGUGAAUUGUCUCUAUAAAACUGAAAAUUACAAUGGUUUGGCCAAGUCUCCAAUACAUAUGCAUGAAAACUCGGAGAAUAAAGGUAACUACAGAUUUCAACCUUCACCUGCUGCAAAAUCAUCUACGUCAAAACGAGGUUUUCGAGAGACUACUGAUAAGAUUGACAGAACCAGGUGGAAGAAUUUGCAGUAUCGUAUAGGAGAAAGUAGCAAGUUUGUUGAAAUGAUAAAUCAAAUUGCUAGACUUGAAGAUGGGCUUCCAGAUGUGACCCUGAAGGAAAUAGAGACCUACCUUGGAAAAGCAAAGGAAGGUUCCCAUGGAGUAACUGGGGAAGGAUCCUUGCUUGAAAAUGCUGCCCCACAUGCUACACCCAAAUCCAUCACACCUGCUAAGAAAUAUUCACAUGUAGACACCAACAAAACCAAAGAUGCAAAGAAAGGGGAAAUUACCAUUGCAAAUGCUAGGUACACCUCUGAGGAUGCUGCUACAUUAGUGGCAUUCAUUGUAGCCAUUGUGGAGUAUACUCGACUUUGUGGGCCAUUAAAAGAAUGCCUGAGAAGACUGUCAGAAUUUGAAAAAGAAAAGGAGGAUCUUCUUAUAAAGGAAGCACAGUCAUCAUUGAUUGUUGACAGUUCUGAGGAAGAGCUUCCAACAUUAGAUCAUCAAACCCUGAGCACAUUAACAGCAGAUGACCUUCCAACUCUCCACGCCGAGGUGGAACAGCUACAUCAGGAAUAUGACAUGGGUGUCAAUAUCAAGCACCAACUGCACAAAGAGCUGCUCUCACACAAGGAAAGGCUCCAAGCAGCGCUAGAUAUGCUGGAAAGACUGAAGACACAAGAAAAGAAGUGGAACGACGCCCUCGCUCAGAGCAGCAUCGCUGAUCUUCUUACAAACUGUGUGAUGGCAGCUGCUUUCAUUACCUACUGCUCCUCACUUACCAUUGAUGGAAGGGAACGUGUUUCAAGAUUACUGCUCAAAGUGUGUGAAAGUUGCAGGCUCCCCAUUCCACAGAGAAUACUCCUGAAGGACAUUCCUAUCAAUCAAUUUCUUCAAACUCCGGUUGAAAUCAAGACAAUAGGAAUGAAAGGACUUCCUGUUAAUGAACUUGCUUUGGAUAAUUCCUGCAUUAUCACCUAUACAAACAGUAAUCGAGCCUGGACAUUAGUGUGUGAUCCCACCUGCCAAGCUAUUGAUUGGAUCAAAGGUCACCUUCCAGAAGAGAGGGUUGAAGUUAUGUACCAUGAUGUAUGUUCUGAGGUGGAUACAUGCCUGAUCGAAGGACUUCAUCUCCUGCUGACAUACUGUGAUGUACAAGCUCUGGCUCACGAUCCCAGAUUUUCCCAGGUUCUUCAUUCAAAACGAGAAUUUCAACAACACAAAGUUCCAUUUAAAAUGAUGAUUGCUGAACAUGAAGUAGAGUGCCACCCAGGUUUCCGUAUGUACCUUCACACCACAUCGACACCAGACGAGGUACCACCAGAAGUGGCUUCCUUCUGCAAUAUACUUUACUUCUACCAGGACAGAAAUGGUUUGGUAGAACAGCUCCUAGACAGAUUUGUACAUCAAGAGAAGCCGAGAUUGCAUGAAGAACAUCUACUGCUAAAACAAGAGUGUCUCGAUAGCAUAGUACAACUAACAGAGUUGGAAGGUAAAAUCUUAGCUACCCUGCAAAAUAAUGACUCUCUACUGCACAACUUAUCUGUCACUAAAAGACUGGGUGACCUUAAACUGGAGCAUGAAGAAGUCACAGAAAUGUAUGAGAAGAUGACUUCUUCAGAACAAAGCUUGCUACAUGCUCGAGAGGGGUUCCGUGAAAUCGCUGUCCGUGGUGCUAUAAUGUAUGAAACAGCACGAAGGAUAAAACAGCUUUACCCAAUGUAUGACACAAGCUUCAGUCAGUUAAUAGGACUGUAUAAUUUGUCGAUUGCACAUUCAGAAAGGUAUUCCAUCAAGGGAGUAGUAAAUUGUGUGACAGCCAACAUAUUUUCUUACAUCUCAAGGUCAUUGCUGGAAAAAGACAGAAUGGUGUAUGCUUUGUUGGUAGCAUUUGAGGUGGAAAGUUCCUUAGGUCGAGUAAUGUGUGGUGAGCGAGAGUUUGUCCUGUCCCCUGACAUAUGUGUGACCGUACUACAGAGAUUGGGUAGUAAGGCCUCAGAAUCACGGCAACAAGCAAAAAAUCCUUUUGACUGGAUGACAGAAGAGCAAUUUAAGAAUGUGCAGAUCCUAGCUACAUAUUAUGAUUGGUUUAGUGAUCUUUUUGACCGGAUGUACAAGGAUAGUAAAGACUUGACUUGGAAGACCUUCUGUGAAAGUGAUCAGCCUGAAAAUCCUGCCAAAGUGAAAUGGCCUGAGGGAUUAGAAGAUUUGAACCCCCUGCAUAGAUUGAUGGUUUUGCGAGCUGUGAGGAAGGACAGAAUCUUGCCAUCCUUUUCAAACUACAUCAGUGGAACUCUGGGUAAAAUGUACUCUUCAGAUGUCAUUGUGGAUUUGCAAGCCACCCUGGCAUCCAUGUCACCUCAUCACCCAGGAUUGCUAAUGUAUGACACAGACAGCAAUAUGCCACACAUCUUGCUCCAGGAACUAGCCAGGAAACAAAACCAGAAACUGAUAGUGUUUCCAAUAACUAUGGAAGCAGAAACAGCAGAGGAAGUCAUCAGGAACUGCAUGGCAAAGGGUCACUGGGUACUCCUGAAAAAUGUGCAGAACUCCAUUAAAUUAAUGAUGUCGCUUGAAGACAUUUUCAGGUUAAAUAAGAACCCAGAGAAAGGUUUCCUCCUCUGGCUCUCCAUUCAAGCCAACACCGAUAUACCAAUUCGACUGCUACACAGCACAGUAAAAACUGUAGUGGACAUGCCAAUGAAUAUACGAGGUGGCAUAAUUCACGCCUGGCAGUUUGUAAAUCAUGAAACACUGACAGCCAGUAGAUGUCCAGAAUGGCCAGCACUGCUGCAUAACUUCUGCUUCUUGCAUUGUGCUGCUCGCUUGAGGUCAUCGUACGGCAAUUCAGCAGGUUGGAAUUGGCCCAACACAAUGUGCUUUGGGUGUACUGAGUUUAUGGAGGGCCUCCACAUGUUAAAGAAUGAAUUUCAAGAUCAUGAUCUUGAGAUGAAAGGAAGUAAUGUUCACUGGACUGCUAUCAGAUCCCGACUUUCAGAGAUAAUAUAUGGUCGUAAUAUUUCUGAUGAGUAUGAUAUGACGACUUUCACAUCAAUGGUUGAUUACUGGAUUAGCUCUAGCACAACAAAGAAAGACUAUGAGCUGACAAAAUUGAAAUACAAGAUUCCGACAGCAUUUUUUGCAGCUGAACUGAGCCGUGUUGCUUUGACGCAAGCAAUAGAGUCUAUUCCCCCAUAUUUACUGGAUACUCCUGAGGCUUUUCAUAUGCACCCCUCCCCUAUGGUUGUUUUUGGUCAAGGACGAUACAUCAUUUCAAGGCUUAAUCUGCUUUUUGAAUCCAGUCCUCGACUAAGUCUUCGGCUUCAGUCCGGCACACAGAUUGCUGAAACAUCUCAGAAAGGUGCUAAACAAACUAUCAAUCCCGCCACCGUCAACCAUCCACUGACAUUACCAGAAACUAACAUCAACACUGCUGAUGGUCACCUAACAGCCGUCAAACUAUCUGAUAUUCAUAAGAUCUGUAUAUCACUUCUGUCAAAGGUUCCCAAAGGAUGGACUAGGGAUUUCAUUAAUGACAGACUAAAAAUGAUUGGAGGAGACACGCCAUUUAAUUUGUUUUUCAAAAUGGAGCUGGACCAUUUGAUGUUUUUAUUAUCAGAGAUAAGACGGGAUCUGCAGAAUAUUAAGGAUUUUGUGGAGUCACCUGACAUGUUAGGAGACCAACUCUCUGAAACCACGAUUAUGAUAAUUCGAGAUUUACAUUUGAAAAGAGCUCCAAAAUACUGGUGCAAGCUGGCCUGGAGCUUCUCCCUUCCACCCGAUUGGUCCGUCUCAUAUUGGAUCAGUGAUUUACAGCUGCGGGUUGCACAUUUUGAAAAGAUGCUGCAGUUGGGUCGAGAAAAGAUGCCAACAUACUGGCUUGGUGCAUUUAGAAACCCAAAAGGUCUGUUUUCGGUAUUAAAACAAGAAGCUAUCCGGAAAUACUCAGCAAGAACUGGAAAUGCAGAACCUAUGCAGUUUAAAACAGAAAUUACACAGAGAGACAAAGAACAUAUACGAGAUCCCCCACAUGAAGGUAUGUUUGUAUAUGGAGUCCAUCUCUGGGGAGUACUCUGGAACAAAACUGAUGCAGAUAUCUUGGAUUCUGCCCCCAAGCAGAGUCUCAGUGCUCUACCGGUCAUUCAUCUGCAAUGUUUACCCAGUGCUGAAAAAUAUGGAACUAAUGAUAUCCCCAAAGUACUUGACACUUACUGGUGUCCUGUCUACUGUUCCUCAACAUCUGCAAGAGACCCAAUCUUCAAUCUAGAGAUUCACAAAGAAAAUAUACCCAGCUCUCGUUGGGCUCUUCGAGGCAUGAAAGCUACAAUUCACCCAUUCUGAUAUACAGGAGUUGGUU